Molecule: messenger RNA, 775 nt
Organism: Gordionus sp. m RMFG-2023
Lineage: Eukaryota; Metazoa; Nematomorpha; Gordioida; Chordodea; Parachordodidae
Product: N-alpha-acetyltransferase 30-like
Exons: 4
Coding region: 37-549 (170 amino acids)
Biological process (GO): N-terminal peptidyl-methionine acetylation
Cellular component (GO): NatC complex
Molecular function (GO): protein-N-terminal amino-acid acetyltransferase activity
Source: RefSeq, a predicted model, not a curated record
UUGAAUUCUACCUAAAUUUAUGAAAUCUCGAUAGAUAUGGAAAAUAAUGAUAGACCUGAUAAAAUAAACUGUGAAGAUGAUUUAAAUAAAUCAAGUUAUGAUAAUACAGGCGAAUGUCAAGAAUUCCAUGUUUCCAACACUGACCUAACGAUUAUGUACAUACAAUAUACUUCAGAAUUAAUGAUGCCUGAUAUUAUUAAACUAAUAACCAAAGAUUUAUCAGAACCUUAUUCCAUAUACACCUAUAGAUAUUUUAUUCACAAUUGGCCACAUUUAUGCUUUAUAGCUACUGAUAUCAACUCUAAAUGUAUUGGAGCAAUUGUUUGCAAAAUGGAAGUCAGAAAAUAUUUUGAUCAGAAUAUAAUGUCACUGAUUCAGUCAAAUAGGGGUUACAUAGCCAUGCUAGCAGUAGAUAAAGAAUAUAGAAGGCAUAAAAUAGGCUCAAAAUUGGUAUUGAAGGCCAUUCAAGCUAUGAUCGAAAAAAAAUGCGACGAAUGCUGGAAACCGAAACAACUAAUUCCGCCGCCUUAUCGUUGUACGCAAAUCUAGGAUUCAUCCGAGACAAACGUCUCUAUCGAUACUACUUAAAUGGGGUAGACGCUUUCCGUUUGAAAUUAUGGCUCAAAUAGAUAAAUUUAACGAGUUAUAUUUGCAAAUUAAAAUUUAAAAAAUAAUUAUUUGUUUGGAACUUUGUUUUGAAUUUUUUUUAAUACGUAUCAAAAGACUCGCCCAAUCGCAAAUUAUUAUUUUUUUCUUAAAUUUUAUAGUUAUUUUA